Messenger RNA from Dacryopinax primogenitus, 1611 nucleotides. RefSeq names its product sterol esterase. Lineage: Eukaryota; Fungi; Basidiomycota; Dacrymycetes; Dacrymycetales; Dacrymycetaceae. The transcript has 14 exons. The coding region runs from base 1 to 1611 and encodes 536 amino acids. The record is from RefSeq and is a predicted model, not a curated record.
AUGUCGUCUUCUCUUUUGGCGCUUGGGCUUGGUGCUCUUGGCGUAUUUGCUGCCCCACUUGGGCCUACUGUCACGUUAGAUUUUGGCACGUUCAGAGGCAUUUCAGAUUUUCUGACCGGCACCGACACGUUUUAUGGGCUGCCUUUCGCAGAACCGCCUACUGGACAACUCAGAUUGCGUCCACCGCAAUCAUUCACCACCAAUUAUGGCACCACUAUUCAGGAUGCUUCAGUUCCCAAGUCGGAUUGUCCACAGCAGGCAGUCAGCCUCGUCUCUUCUGAAGCUCUGGUUUAUCUUCGUACAUAUGCUGGGCCGAAUUUUACGGCGUAUCUCUCUCUUACUGGAACAGGUUCAGAAGAUUGUCUAUACAUGAAUAUUAUUCGUCCUAGCACAGCUACUCCUGGGUCCAAGCUCCCUGUAAUGUUCUGGAUAUUCGGGGGUGGCUUCGAACUGGGAGGCAUAUCUGAGUACGACGGGUCUCACCUUGUACAACAAUCUAUAUCCAUGCGUCAAGAUGUCAUCUGGGUUGCAGCAAACUAUCGGGUGUCGGCAUGGGGCUUCAUGCCUGGACAAGAAGUUCAAGAUGACGGCGCCGCCAACAUUGGUCUCCGAGAUCAGCUAUUUGGAGAAUCUGCAGGCGCCAUUUCGAUCGCCUUCCAGCUUCUCAUGUACGGCGGCCAAACGAACGGCACAUUCAGGGCGGCAAUCAUGGAGAGCGGAUCUUCGGUCCCAGUCGGUCCUUUAUCUUACGGACAGUCCAUCUUCGACCAGAUUGUAGACUUCACGAACUGUUCGGCAGCUAGCGACAAGUUGGAAUGUCUUCGGGGCUUGGACGAGAACACUUUCAUGCAGGCAGUAGCCAUUACCCCAAAUGUGGAAUCGGCAUUCGUGAAUUUACAUCUCGCAUAUCUUCCGAGAACUGACUAUGACACCAUUCCCGACCUGCCACAAAAUUUAUUGCGUGCUGGGCGCUUUGCUAGACUCCCUGUAAUCAGCGGAGAUAAUGAAGAUGAAGGGACCAUCUUCCAGUUCACUUCUCUGAAUGUCACCACUAACGACGAAUUCGCAUGUUAUGCCAAAGAGAUGUUCCCGCUUUUAUCAAACUCAACUCUGUCAAUGCUUCUUGAGGCAUACCCAGAGGAUCCCGCUAUAGGAUCCCCUUAUAACACCGGCGACUUGUAUGCCCUGACACCACAGAAUAAACGGAUUGCGUCUUUUCUCGGCGAUACAACCUGGAAUGCAGCUCGGCGUUUUUUCUCCCAGAUCUACGUGAACGCGUCGGUUCCCAUCUGGUCUUAUUUGUUCAGCCAUACGAACACGAUCCCUUUCUUGGGCGCUUUCCACGCAUCGGAGAUCCCGUUUGUUUAUGGGGACAUUCCCGAUCUGACUUCGGUGCAAAUGAGGGCUUCCUGGAUCUCCUUCGCAAACACCCUCGACCCGAAUAAUAUUGGCGAGUUUGGGAUAGGCAUUGAUCUCCCGUAUUGGCCCCAAUACGGUACCGAUGGCGUGCAAAUGGAGUUUGGACCGCUAGCUUCUUGGUUGACAUACGACACCUAUCGGGAGAACUCCACGGAAGUGGCGAGUAGUAAUAUUGAUGAAUUUACGAUCUAG